UCGCUGCAUGUCCUCGUUCACGUUCUCGAAAGCUUUCUCAACCGCGGCAGCUUUGGUCAAUUCAGUGGCGUGAGCCAGAUCUUUGAUGCUUUGGAUGAGGGCUACCCGGUCGGAGUUUUGGAUACCGGCCGCAGACAGAGUCAUGGUGAAUUGUGAUGGUGGUUCGAGUAUGAUUUCCAAGUGUUGUUGCGCAAUCCUUCGAAACGAUGGCAUCGAACGCCUAUACGCAAGCCGCAGCGGAAGGCUCCGGAAAUCGAGCUGAGCCCCGAGCGAAUCGGAGCUUUCCGGGCCCUCCACAAGGCCCUGAAGAACAGAAUAAACAACGAAAAUGAUGAGGCUGAGCGGAAACUGGCCGAUGCAACGGAAAAGGCCAUAACGUCGGUAAACCCCCCCGUCCAUGUCUUCCCCAAAAGGAAUGAUCCCAAGGCAAAGAAUGCGCCUGCUCGGAGUGACAAGUGUCGCAAGAAGAUCGACUACAAGGCGAAAGGUAACGGGGAGAGUCUGUC
Messenger RNA from Periconia digitata, 506 nucleotides. The record is from the annotation of a GenBank genome assembly. NCBI's taxonomy places the organism in Eukaryota, Fungi, Ascomycota, Dothideomycetes, Pleosporales, Periconiaceae.